AUGCCGCCCAAAAGGGAACUAGUUUGUGGAGAAGCUUUCGAAUUCGUGGACGGCGGCCACCAAGACUCGGGAGACGAGCGCAUGAGCGAAGCCAGUGGGGGAACGGAAGUCGACGCUGGCAGCGUGGAAGAUGACGUCAUCGGAAGUCCCCGCACAGAAGGGCUAGAGCGCAGGCCAAUGUUACGCGACGCUUCGUCCCAGCCGGAAGGUUUUCAGGGGGCAAAUGACGUCAGCAUGCAACUGGAGGAGAAGCUCAGGCUGGAGCAGGAAUUUCAGUCAAGAACCGGGCACGCGAAGCCGCCCGGGGGACGGUACUUGUGCGCGGUGUGCACCUCCGGCCGCAGCGCGCGGCGCGCGUACCCGCACCUCGACGCGCUCAUCCGCCACGCCGAGACGACGACGAGCGGCGCGUACACAGCUGCCCACUUGGCCUACGCGCGCGCGCUGAUUGAGCUGAAGGCAGAGAUUUCGGGGGAGAGGCUCGGGGAGAACCUGGCGAGCAUUUCAGACCCGUGCUGCCCCCGAUCAGAAUUGGUUUUCUCCCCCCCUUCCUCCCCCCCCUCUCUCCCCCCCGGGGGGGGAGACUACAUUCUCCUCCGGUGGGGGAGAAGUCUCCCCCACAUGAGGGGCGGAGAACGGUCUCGUCCACCUGACGACUGUGGGGGAGAAUGUCUCCCCCAGUCGAGGACGGGGGGAGAAUUCCCCCCUCACUUUUCCGAGAGGGGGAGAGUAUUCUCCCCCUGA
Molecule: messenger RNA, 744 nt
Organism: Klebsormidium nitens
Lineage: Eukaryota; Viridiplantae; Streptophyta; Klebsormidiophyceae; Klebsormidiales; Klebsormidiaceae
Source: the annotation of a GenBank genome assembly